CCGGGCAUCCUACCCGCCCAACAACAAGAAGCUCGAGCCAGCCAACAUGGCCGACCUGGGGAAGAAGUACUGCGUGAACUGCCUGGCAGACGUUACCAAUCUCCGGCUCCGCUGCACCGACUGCCCGGAUAUCGAGCUGUGCCCCGAGUGUUUCUCGGCGGGGGCCGAGAUAGGCAACCACCGGCGGUGGCACGGCUACCAGCAAGUCGACGGCGGUCGGUUCUCCCUCUGGGGUGCAGAGGCAGAAGGAGGAUGGACGAGCAGGGAAGAGCAGUCGCUCCUCGAUGCCAUCGAGCAGUACGGCUUUGGAAACUGGGAGGACAUGGCUGCCCACGUUGGAGCCAAUCGGACUCCCCAGGAAGUCAUGGAGCACUACGUGGCUAUGUACAUCCACGGCAACCUGGGAAAGGCCUGCAUCCCCGACAGCAUCCCUAACCGGGUGACGGACCAUACGUGCCCGAGCGGGGGGCCGCUGUCGCCCAGCCUCACCACUCCGCUGCCCCCGCUGGACAUCAGCCUGGCCGAGCAGCAGCAGCUGGGCUACAUGCCGCUGCGGGACGACUACGAGAUCGAGUAUGACCAGGACGCAGAGAAACUCAUCAGCGGGCUUUCAGUCAACUACGACGACGAGGACGUGGAGAUCGAAAUGAAGCGCGCCCACGUGGACAUGUACGUGCGUAAACUACGUGAGAGGCAGCGGCGGAAGAACAUCGCCCGGGACUACAACCUAGUACCUGCUUUCCUGGGGCGGGACAAGAAAGACACACGAGAGAAAGACAAGGCAGGUCCACUUGGAGUUGUCGGCGCCGCUGCUGGUGGGAUUGGAGCGGUAGCUGGCAGUGCCACGGCGGGACCGGGUUCCACGACGACGGCAGGAACGUGUCCAGUUCCCACCACGCCCAAAAGGAAGCUCACCAAGGAGGAAAAGGAUCAGAGGGCGCACCUACGGGGGCUUUGCCAGUUCAUGGCCCACAGAGAAGUCGAGGAGCUCUUUGAGAACAUGCACAAAGAGCGCACGCUGAGGGCCAAGGUGCGUGAGCUGCAGCGGUACCGCCGCAAUGGCAUCACCCGCCUGGACGAGUCCGCCGAGUACGAGGCGGCGCGGCACAAGCGCGAGAAGCGCAAGGAGAACAAGAGCUUGGUCAUCUCCAAGCGGGGGGGUUGUGUGGGACUCGGCGGGGGGGUGGGCAGUGCGGUCGGAAGCCUCGGCGUCGGUUGUGUGAUCAAAGAGGAAGGCAAAGAGGGCGAGUUUGCCGCCAUCGAGAACCUGACGGGCUUUGAGCUGCUGUCGGACCACGAGAAGGUCCUGUGUAACUCUCUGAACCUGAGCCCCGCCCGCUACCUGACAGUGAAGACCAUUAUCAUCAAGGACAACCUGCAGAAAAGGCAGGGCAUCCCCGCUAAGAGCCGGCUGCCCAGCUACCUGGACAAGGUGCUCAGGAAGCGCAUCGUCACCUUUCUCACGGAGAGUGGUUGGAUAUCCAGAGACAGAGACGCUGCUUAAAUGACUGACUUGUGGCCUUUUUGUGCCUUUUUUUAUGUGGCAUUGUGAAUGUGUACAUUAGAUCCCCGCUAUUCCUGGGGUUACAUUGCCAGUUACCCUCCCGCGCGAAAAGCACACCCGUAAAACACCCUAUAAAUGCCUAUUUUUGUUACUCUAAAGGUAUCGUUUUUUUUCAGGCUGAUACCAAUACAGACCUACCUGCUUUUCAGGACCGAUACCAAUGAGUUAUUUAUAUCUAAUAUUUUAUUAAAUGUAAAAUUAACUGUUAUUUUUGCAGCACGUUUCAUUAGCAGCACGCGUAGCAAAACACCAUCGUAGCAAUGCUGGCAUUUCAGGUGGCUAUAAGGUUUGACGUUUUUUUUCCCCAUUCUCGCGGAAUGUUUGCAGAACAUUUGGUGCAAAUAGCACGCAAAAUGUCUUCCUCUGAAACGGUGAAGUCCCGCACAAUCAGCGCCAUGUUUGUUUACAGUGAGCUCGGGGAAAGAUUACAACAAGUCCUUUACAGCAUGACCAGGAAAAAAGGGAUCACUUGAUUUGCUCACCCUUACCCACCUGCAGCACAGUGCGGGUAAUCACGCCUCAUUGGAGUGUUUUUUUUUAAUGUUAUCAGAUUUAUUGGUAUGUCAUAAUUCCUCAUAUCAGCCUGAUAAUUAUCUAUUUGAUAUUUAUUGUGCAUCCCUACUCUGACACAUUUUAAAUUCAGUUUUACUUAUUAGGAAACCUAUAGUAUUGUACAAACCCCGUUUCCAUAUGAGUUGGGAAAUUGUGUUAGAUGUAAAUAUAAACGGAAUACAAUGAUUUGCAAAUCCUUUUCAACUCCUAUUCAAUUGAAUGCACUACAAAGACAAGAUAUUUGAUGUUCAAACUCAUAAACUUUAUUUUUUUUGUGCAAAUAAUCAUUAACUUAGAAUUUCAUGGCUGCAGCAUGUGCCAAAGUAGUUGGGAAAGGGCAUGUUCACCACUGUGUUACAUGGCCUUUCCUUUAGACAACACUCAGUAAACGUUUGGGAACUGAGGAGACACAUUUUUUAAGCUUCUCAGGUGGAAUUCUUUCCCAUUCUUGCUUGAUGUACAGCUUAAGUUGUUCAACAGUCCGGCGGUUUCCGUUGUGGUAUUUUAGGCUUCAUAAUGCGCCACACAUUUUCAAUGGGAGACAGGUCUGGACUACAGGCAGGCCAGUCUAGUACCCGCACUCUUUUACUAUGAAGCCACGUUGAUCUAACAUGUGGCUUGGCAUUGUCUUGCUGAAAUAAGCAGGGGCGUCUAUGGUAACGUUGCUUGGAUGGCAACAUAUGUUGUUCCAAAACCUGUAUAUGUACCUUUCAGCAUUAAUGGCGCCUUCACAGAUCUGUAAGUUACCCAUGUCUUGGGCACUAAUACACCCCCAUACCAUCACAGAUGUUGGCUUUUCAACUUUGCGCCUAUAACAAACCGUAUGGUUCUUUUCCUCUGUGGUCCGGAGGACACGACGUCCACAGUUUCCAAAAACAAUUUGAAAUGUGGACUCGUCAGACCACAGAACACUUUUCCACUUUGUAUCAGUCCAUCUUAGAUGAGCUCAGGCCCAGCGAAGCCGACGGCGUUUCUGGGUGUUGUUGAUAAACGGUUUUCGCCUUGCAUAGGAGAAUUUUAACUUGCACUUACAGAUGUAACGACCAACUGUAGUUACUGACAGUGGGUUUCUGAAGUGUUCCUGAGCCCAUGUGGUGAUAUCCUUUACACACUGAUGUCGCUUGUUGAUACAGUACAGCCUGAGGGAUCGAAGGUCACAGGCUUAAGCAGCUAAGUGAUUUCUCCAGAUUCUCUGAACCCUUUGAUAUUACGGACCGUAGAUGAUGAAAUCCCUAAAUUCUUUGCAAUAGCUGUUUGAGAAAGGUUUUUCUUAAACUGUUCCAACAAUUUGCUCACGCAUUUGUUGACAAAGUGGUGACCCUCGCCCCAUCCUUGUUUGUGAAUGACUGAGCAUUUCAUGGAAUCUACUUUUAUACCCAAUCAUGGCACCCACCUGUUCCCAAUUUGCCUGUUCACCUGUGGGAUGUUCCAAAUAAGUGUUUGAUGAGCAUUCCUCAACUUUAUCAGUAUUUAUUGCCACCUUUCCCAACUUCUUUGGCACGUGUUGCUGGCAUCAAAUUCUAAAGUUAAUGAUUAUUUGCAAAAAAAAAAAGUUUAUCAGUUUGAACAUCAAAUAUGUUGUCUUUGUAGCAUAUUCAACUGAAUAUGGGUUGAAAAUGAUUUGCAAAUCAUUGUAUUCAGUUUAUAUUUACAUCUAACACAAUUUCCCAACUCAUAUGGAAACGGGGUUUGUACUUACAAAACAUGAAUUCCAGAAAAUCAAAUCUUGUCAAGUAUCUUUCUGCUGCAAAAUGAGUUAAUUGACUAGUGAGACAGCCGAUAACGCCAUCUCACCACUUUCUUUUUAAGUUACAAUAAGAAAACAGCAUUAUUUACAAUUUAAUGCAAGAAAAAUUAAAUUAUAUCAGGGGGCAAUGUUGAACCAUGAAUAGGUGGGGAUAUACUGUAUAGGAAAUGUCCUUGCUGGAGGAUAUAGAACAAAAGAGCCAUAUUUGUGUGUGGAUUGUCAGUAUUUUGUGUCAUCGUUGGGUUUGUUCAUGUGUCUGCCUUAUUGUUACAAUUUGAAAGACAUCCACAGAGAUCUCAACAUGUUUUACCAAUUCGAUGACAUUUAUUGUUAAAGGAGCACCUCAUAGGCUCCCCAUAUCAAAAAGACCAGCGACCUGUUUGAUGAAAUUCACAUUUUUUCAGGGUUGGAGUUGCUUUGCACGGUUGACCAGAUGAAACAAAGGGAUUAGAUUUUGCCCCCCAAUAGAAAAAAGUCAUUUAAUUGUUUUCCAGUGCACUUUUGGUUGCGGCUGACUGCCUCUUUUUAGAGCCGAGCCAGUUGAAAUAAUGUGUAAGGCACAACCAGGUGUGUUUUAGUCACCUGUAAAAUGUCAGUGCGGUUGAAUGUGACGUCCCUGUCAAAGUGCUCAGUCCUAGUUUUGAUUUUACUCCCAAUUUUAAUUUGCAGUUGAUAAUAGUCCCCCAACACAUAUUUAUUGAUAGUAAUUGCAUUCUUGUCACCUUGCAACUUUGUGCCCUUAAAUUGUGACUCUGAAAAUAUGAGUAAGGAAAGUUUGCUUACAUUAUCUACCGACAUGUAAAUAAUUUAUGAAAUGACAAUAACUAGUGACCUGUACAUGAUUUUGUCAUGGAAUUUUUGAUAGCUUUUGUAAUUAAAACUAAUUUUAUAUGGCAAAGAUGUCCUUAAACGACAUGGUGGUAUGUGUGCACAAUUUAUUAAACAUGCAUAAUGUUGAA
Molecule: messenger RNA, 4822 nt
Organism: Entelurus aequoreus (snake pipefish)
Lineage: Eukaryota; Metazoa; Chordata; Actinopteri; Syngnathiformes; Syngnathidae
Gene: tada2b
Product: transcriptional adaptor 2B
Exons: 2
Coding region: 47-1504 (485 amino acids)
Biological process (GO): regulation of transcription by RNA polymerase II; chromatin remodeling
Cellular component (GO): nucleus; SAGA-type complex
Molecular function (GO): transcription coactivator activity; zinc ion binding; chromatin binding
Source: RefSeq, a predicted model, not a curated record